AUGCGUAGUUAUCAGAGUGGAACGAUUGAGUGUGGCUCGGGCGUGGUUGCCUUGUUGGAAGGGUCAGUGGUGAAUCUUAGUCCGGGUGAAUGGGCUCGGAGUCUGUUCUUCCAGAAGGUGGGUGAGGACAAGUUGGCAGAAGAACUUGAACGUGGUUUGGCGGAAGACGUGGACAUUCAGUGGUUUGUAAGUAAGAUGUGCACGCCAGAAGGUCUGUGCAGUGCAACUGCCGUGACCCGUGGGACGGUGGAGGCGUGUGAGCAGUGGCGCGAGUUCGGAAAGGUCAACGAUUGGUUUACUUCCACGUCCAAACGGGACCCGAGCGCAGUGGCCGCUCGGUUGAGAGAGGCCAAGAAGGAGACUGUCUUGCCUGAAUCUUGGUUUGCUUACCGGUCUGAGUCGGAUCCGUCUUGCUGGCCCCCCAUUCCGAGGCCAUGCUCACCUCUGGCCUUGGCCCAUUGGGCUUUCUACUUGGAGAAGAGAGAUGCCAUGCCAUCAGAACAAAGAUUACUGAGUCUCGCCACACUGGCGCGUUGGAAUCCAGCACAAGCGUUCAUGCACGCGUAUGCGGACCUCAAGAAGGAUUCACCACUGUUCAGCGGAGACGAUUAUAGUCCGGACCUGUUCGCUACUAGAGUCAACUCGUUCCAGCGGGCGGUCGAACUUUGGCUCUGUCAGGACCAGUACGGUCAUGCGAGUCUCGAUCACCGAGUAGACAGGACAACUUGGGCUAUGGAGGCCUUCUUGGAGGAGUUACGGACUCAACUCGCAAAUCGAACAAUUAGUGAGGCGGGAGAGCUCUACAGCGAAUCCCAAAUGGGGCCAUGGAUUAAUUCAGUGGCGUCAGAGGUAGCUAAGGCUCUUGGCCACCGAUACCGAGACGUGUAUCAGAAGUGCCGGAACCGUUUGUUUUCUGCUUACUUCCCCGGCUCGGGCCCUUGGGAGGAUGAUUGGGACACUGAGCCCCACUUCCCCGUCGGGCACCGCGACGAUUUCCGGCUCAAUCGACUUGAACAAUACGACCUCCAUAAAACAGUAUGGAUAGAGGAACAACUCGUGCGUCGUUUCCUACAGCUGCUUAUCGACCACCAUGUGGCCUCUACCGGUCUUACGCACGAUGCCGUUAUUAGCUCGAUGCACAAACCCGGACACACCACCUUUUCGACCGAUGAAGAAACACUCUACCGGUUCUACGAUCAAGCCUUGAAUGAGACCGUAGCCCGAGCGGCAAUUGAGCAGGGCUAUGACUACGCUUGGAGGGUCGCUUGUGCCGCUAUCACAAUGACAAAUAAGCACAAGCGGUGGGAGGUUGACUCACAACAAAGAUUUAUCAAUGUCACCAAAUUUCAAGACCCAAAUAGCGCGUGGUUGUAA
Messenger RNA from Gregarina niphandrodes, 1374 nucleotides. RefSeq lists its product as hypothetical. The transcript has a single exon. NCBI's taxonomy places the organism in Eukaryota, Apicomplexa, Conoidasida, Eugregarinorida, Gregarinidae. The record is from RefSeq and is a predicted model, not a curated record. The coding region runs from base 1 to 1374 and encodes 457 amino acids.